Molecule: messenger RNA, 2247 nt
Organism: Manihot esculenta (cassava)
Lineage: Eukaryota; Viridiplantae; Streptophyta; Magnoliopsida; Malpighiales; Euphorbiaceae
Product: UDP-sugar pyrophosphorylase
Exons: 17
Coding region: 130-1998 (622 amino acids)
Biological process (GO): UDP-N-acetylglucosamine biosynthetic process
Molecular function (GO): UDP-N-acetylglucosamine diphosphorylase activity
Source: RefSeq, a predicted model, not a curated record
CAUUGGCUUCCUUCACGUAAUUCGAACUCUCCUCGUGCUUUUCUUCUUCUUAGUUGCUGUUGGCGUCUUUCAUUCCACCACUUGAUUUUACCAUAUACUACCACCACUCUCCGAAGAAGCACGGUAACUAUGGAAUCCACCACGGAAGCUCUCUCCAAGCUCGGUAUCAAUGGCGAUCCCAUUUCCUCCGUGCCCAAUUUACAGAAAAACCUCGGCCUCCUCUCCCCUGAGCAGAUUGAGCUGGCGAAGAUGCUAGUGGAAAUGGGGCAGAGUCAUCUGUUUCAGCAUUGGCCUGAGCCCGGGGUUGAUGACGAGGAGAAGAAAGCUUUGUUUGAUCAGGUGGCUCGGCUCAAUUCAAGCUAUCCUGGGGGUUUGGCCUCAUAUAUUAAAACAGCAAGAGAACUUUUAGCUGAUUCAAAAGCAGGAAAGAACCCUUUUGAUGGAUUUACACCUUCCGUUCCAACAGGAGAGAACCUGACUUUUGGCGAUGAAAACUUCAUCAAAUUUGAGGAGGCAGGAGUUAGAGAAGCUCAGAAUGCUGCAUUUGUUCUUGUUGCGGGUGGACUUGGGGAACGUCUUGGAUACAAUGGAAUAAAGGUAGCUCUUCCAAUGGAAACUACAACUGGAACUUGUUUCCUGCAGCAUUACAUUGAGAGCGUGCUGGCUCUUCAGGAAGCUAGCUUUAGACUGACACAAGGUAAAUGUCAAAGGGAUAUUCCUUUUGCUAUCAUGACAUCUGAUGACACACAUGCUCGCACGUUACAACUUUUAGAAUCAAAUUCUUACUUUGGGAUGAAAUCAUCGCAAGUAAAACUUCUUAAGCAGGAAAAAGUUGCAUGCUUAGAAGAUAAUGAUGCCAGGCUUGCCCUGGAUCCACAGAACAAGUACAGCAUUCAGACAAAACCUCAUGGCCAUGGAGAUGUGCAUUCACUUCUUUAUUCUAGUGGCCUUCUUAAAAUAUGGGAAGAUGCUGGUUUGAGAUGGGUUUUAUUUUUCCAAGAUACAAAUGGACUUCUAUUCAAGGCAAUUCCAGCAUCGUUGGGUGUGAGUGCCACCAAACAAUACCAUGUUAAUUCUCUUGCUGUUCCUCGGAAAGCUAAAGAAGCAAUUGGAGGAAUUACCAGGCUUACUCAUGCUGAUGGGCGGUCGAUGGUGAUUAAUGUUGAAUACAAUCAGCUUGAUCCUCUGCUUAGGGCGACUGGGCAUCCUGAUGGAGAUGUCAACUCUGAGACAGGCUAUUCUCCUUUCCCAGGAAAUAUAAACCAAUUGAUUUUGGAACUUGGUCCUUAUAUUGAGGAGCUGAAGAAAACAGGAGGUGUUAUUAAGGAAUUUGUGAAUCCAAAAUACAAAGAUGCUAGCAAAACUUCAUUCAAGUCUUCAACUCGACUUGAAUGUAUGAUGCAAGAUUAUCCAAAAACAUUGCCCCCAUCAGCAAGAGUUGGAUUUACGGUGAUGGAUACAUGGCUCGCUUAUGCACCUGUGAAGAACAAUCCUGAGGAUGCUGCUAAGGUACCUAAGGGAAAUCCAUAUCACAGUGCAACUUCUGGAGAAAUGGCCAUCUAUCGUGCAAACAGCCUCAUUCUCAAAAAGGUUGGUGUCAAAGUGGAUGAUCCAGUUCAUCAGGUGUUCAAUGGACAAGAGGUGGAAGUGUGGCCUCGUAUCACAUGGAAGCCAACAUGGGGAUUAACAUUUUCAGAGGUCAAGAAUAAAGUUACUGGGAGUUGCUCAAUCUCUCAAAGGUCUACAAUGGCCAUUAAGGGUCGUAAUGUCUUUAUCAAAGAUCUGUCCUUGGAUGGGGCGCUCGUUAUUGAAUCUGUUGAUGAAGCAGAGGUAAAAGUAGGAGGUUCUGUACAGAACAAAGGUUGGAUACUUGAAAAUGUUGACUACAAAGAUACUUCAGUACCUGAGGAGAUAAGAAUCAGGGGCUUCAGAAUCAACAAAAUCGAGCAGAUCGAGAAGCAUUAUGGUGAACCUGGCAAGUUUGGCUUGACAGUUUGAAGGUGAACUUAUACAGAGAUAUCAUCUAUUUUCAAGUUAUUUUUUUGCCAUGCCUCAUGGAAUUUCUGAACCUGGAAUAAAUCUCCUUUUGUAAGUUACAUUGGUCUAGAAAUAGUUUAGCAUUUCAGUGGUUCUUCCUUUUCUUUAUUAUUAUUAUUUUUUAAUUUUGGUUGGGGGGAGAGAUAUUUCAAAUCUCACAUUCAAUUUCUUCCCUUGAAGGAAUAACAAAUAAUACAAGAAUAUUGUUCA